This is a messenger RNA of Oryzias melastigma (Indian medaka), 2313 nucleotides long. RefSeq names its product chemokine-like protein TAFA-5. Lineage: Eukaryota; Metazoa; Chordata; Actinopteri; Beloniformes; Adrianichthyidae. Gene Ontology annotation, molecular function: receptor ligand activity; G protein-coupled receptor binding. Gene Ontology annotation, biological process: G protein-coupled receptor signaling pathway. The record is from RefSeq and is a predicted model, not a curated record. The transcript has 4 exons. The coding region runs from base 466 to 837 and encodes 123 amino acids.
AGAUAAUUAGGAAUGUCUGCUACCUUUAGUGUUUCUUCUUGUUUGUUUGUCUGACAGCAGAAUUUCCUGCUCCUCUGAUUGCGAACAUCCCGAGAGCCUUCGGUGACGUCAGCAGUGAUUCGCGCGCACGGGAGACUCUGCUGGACCUCAGAGCAGCAGAAAAACAGAGGAUGCGGUGGAGGAGACGCAGCAUCCCGCAACAGCACCUCCAGUGCAGCUCGGAGCUGAAAGUUUAGUUAGGAAUUCACAAACUUCUGGACCAGGCACGCGCCUUCAGCUGCCGCUUUUACGCACAAAAAUGAACCGUGACGCACGCGCUUGCUGGUAAAAUAACCUUUUCCAACAGCGUUUGUGGUUUAAAUCUCGCAAAACCAAAUCUGGAAGAAGACUGUUGGGGUGUCAGGGGGGUGAGGAACACCUCCCAGUGGACUCUAUGGGACUGAAUCCUCCAGCGCGCGCGCCUCCAUGCAGCUCCUUCCACUGAUUUCAGCUCUGAGCGCCGCAGCUCUGCUGUCCCUGCUGAGACUCCACCAGAAGAUCCACUGGGAAGGUCAAGCGAAGGCAGGAACCUGUGAGGUUGUAACUCUGGAUGAAGACAGAAGCCAGCCCUGGAGGACGGUCAACCGGCAGUCGGUACGCUGCGCCUGCAGGAAGGGACAGAUGGCAGGAACAAUAAGAGCCAGACCGGCAUGUGUGGAUGAGGGCGUGGUCAGGACUCAACGGUGGUGUGAGAUGUCUCCAUGUCUGAAAGAUGAAGCCUGUCAUCUUCUGGAUCAACGGUCGGGCUGGAUCUGCUCACAACCAGGAGGGAGAGUCAAGACCACCACAGUCUCCUGACAGGAUAAUGGACGAAGGAUCUCUUAAUGUUGGAUGAGACAAGCUUCCAGGAGAAAGGAGAACCACACUCUGCUCCUCAAGCCCGACUCUGUGAAGAAACUAUGGAGGAAUGAGACUUUAAAAUGUUUUGAGUCGUGGACCACAAAACAUUCUAAAAUUUGACAGCAGGGCUGAACCAUCUUUUAAAGUUUCAAAGAUGACCAGAGCUAAAGCAGAUGUUUUACUUGAUUGUUGGGGAGUAUCUACCACCUCAUACGUCUUUAAUCUUGAUUCUACACGAUUAAGGAUAUACAGACUGCAGUCUUACAGACUCGGAACUGAAUUUUUAAUUUACGAAGAACUUUUCACAUAAUUAGAAAAUAAUAUACUGGUAUCAGCAAACAAUACCAAUUUUAAUGACCUUGAAACUUUAAGUAUUUCUUUUACAUACAAAUUAAACAAUGUAGGGCCUAGUAACGAUCCUUGCGGGACACCACAAACAACCAUUCUGGUCUCUGAAGGUAUCAGCUCUUCUCUCCCCUUCAGGUAGCUUCCAAUCCAGUUUAGUCGCUCUACUGAUCCAGAGCGGAGUCGAAGGCAAAGCUCUGGGUUUACUGGUCAGUCUUUGUUCCUUUCACAGCUUUGAGUCAGGACUGAAAGGAGAAGGUCCGAGCAGAUACAAGCAGCUGGAGUGAGUUUCCUCUGAAGGAUGACUAGGUCUCUUACAGACGCCUCCUGGAGGUAUUCAAGGCAUACCCAACAAGAAGAGGCCACUGGGAAGAUCCAAGACACAGAGAAGCAGCUACAUUUCCCAGCUAGCCUUGACACUCUUUGGGGCUCCCGUGGCAGAACUGUUUUCUGUGGGGAGAAAGGUUGGAUGGAUGAACGGAUGGAUGCACCAGACUUUUCACCUGUCUAAACAGGAAGGAACUGAUCCGUCUGAAGUUGGUCCAGAUCUCAGCUUUUGACUCGUACGAACUACAGAACACACGACCUCCGUUCACUGGCGCUCCAGUGUUUAUGUUCUUUGAUUUACUGUAAUCUUUUAAUUAUUAACACGAUAAUUCCAGCAGACUUUCAAGGAGAUGAUUCAAAAGAGUUUGAUGUGAAUGAAUCUGACAAGUCAGUAGAUCCAAGAGGCAGGUCUCAAUGGAUGCAUUCAUCACCAAGUGCUGCCAAGUAGUGAUAGAAAACACAGCAUCACUGGACAGAUCUGGUUCUGGAGGUUUCCAGAAGAGUAAAACCUGAUGACAUAAGUUGUGUUCAAAUUCUCCCCUAAUCACUACGUAGUGCAUUCACCAUUUUCUAGUGGUAUCCGAAUCUACUAAUUCCAAAUUUGCCAGAAGUCUGCAAAGAACACGCAUCAAUGCUGACUAGAUUAGAGAACAUAGACCACAAUGCAUUGUGGUCGAACAAUUUCGAACAAAAAAACAUGUUUAAAUGUAAUAUUUGAAUAAACUAUCAUCAUUUUCACCAUCAAAACACUGUGGAGUCAUA